AUGUCCCAUGGCCGGUCCCUUCGACUGACCCAGAACACCUGGGUUGAUCCGCCCACAGUCUCCCAGACACAAGGCGAGCUCUCUCCCACACGCGUCACUCGCCGCUCAACCAAUCUCUACGAUGUGGUAGCUGGCCGAUUCGACAAUCGCGGACGGCACGCAGCGACCAAUGCUGCCUCCCACCACGCGCCCAAGAAGCGCCGAGCUCUCCGGCCCGAAGAGGUGCUGCUCCGCAGAGAGCACGCCGUGGAUUUCGAAGCGAAGGAUGCUACUUAUUUUGCAAACGAGUCUCUCCCCACCAACCGCCCGCUUCCUAGCUCCGAUCUCCUAGAAGCGAUCCACGCCUAUGCCGCUGACCACUACGAGUUCACAACCGAGGACCAGGGACAGAGUGACCACAAGAGUAUGGAUGAGACGGCUUUGAUUGCGAUGGGGGUUUUGGUCGAGGAACUUGCGAAAGAAGCUCUGGGUGAAACGGGGGACUUGGUUCUUGUGGAAGGGCAGGAGGCGUCCGACGAUGAAGAUUCACAUCUGGGUAGUGAGAGUGACUCUGUACCUCGUCCCGUCGCGAAAUCUUUACGGAGGAAGAGAUCGAAUACCACGGUAUACCCACCCACGGCGGGUUCUCAGCACACAACGACGGGCGUGCGCAAGAAGCACAAACGGCGCAGGCUGAGUCGUGCGCCCUCGACUACUGAUUUUGAAACGGAAUGA
This is a messenger RNA of Penicillium riverlandense, 714 nucleotides long. RefSeq lists its product as uncharacterized. Bases 1 to 714 code for a protein of 237 amino acids. Gene Ontology annotation, molecular function: RNA polymerase I cis-regulatory region sequence-specific DNA binding. The record is from RefSeq and is a predicted model, not a curated record. Gene Ontology annotation, biological process: nucleolar large rRNA transcription by RNA polymerase I. The transcript has 2 exons. Gene Ontology annotation, cellular component: RNA polymerase I upstream activating factor complex. Lineage: Eukaryota; Fungi; Ascomycota; Eurotiomycetes; Eurotiales; Aspergillaceae.